Messenger RNA from Myxocyprinus asiaticus (Chinese sucker), 3365 nucleotides. Its product is annotated as hyaluronan mediated motility receptor-like. The record is from RefSeq and is a predicted model, not a curated record. The transcript has 20 exons. NCBI's taxonomy places the organism in Eukaryota, Metazoa, Chordata, Actinopteri, Cypriniformes, Catostomidae. Gene Ontology annotation, molecular function: hyaluronic acid binding. Bases 112 to 2805 code for a protein of 897 amino acids. Gene Ontology annotation, cellular component: membrane.
GUGAAGUUGUUGUUGAUACUCGAGUGGAUUGUAGUUUUAUUCCAGUAUUUUAGUACAUUUUACAAAAGUUAAUUACAUUUUAACGGUGGGACUUUCGAUUUCUUACCAGCCAUGUCUUUCUCAAGAGCACCAUUAAAGAGGUUUAACGAGCAAGUUGGUUGUGCCCCUCCACCUGGUACCUAUGAUGUGAAGUCUGGUGAACUGAAGGGAGCUGCAUCAUUUCAUAAAGCAGAGCGCUUCAGAGCAGUUGCCAAAACAGAGGUACCUUCGCAAUCACCUUCAGAAGAAGUACCAAUGUCUCCAGUACGGAGGACUAUGUCUGUUGAUGGUUUGGAAUUUAGUUCCAAAAAGGAUCAAAAUGCCUUCACACUAGGGAUGAAACAUCAGAGACUACUAGAGAAAGAGAUCCGUUCUUUGGUGCAGCAGAGAGGAGAACAGGACCGUAGGUUGCUCACCCUGGAGGAAGAGCUGAAGAAGCUGGAGUCUAAAUUACUUGCAGCUGUCAGAGAGAAGACUGGCCUUGCAUCCAAUGUGGCUUCUCUUGAGAGGCAGCUGGCAGAGUUGAAGAAAGCUAAUGAGUUUCUGAAGACCAAGGUCUCUGCUGAUAGCACCAAGAAGAAAAUCAAUGCUCUUACCAUGGAGCUCAUUGAGGCCAAAAAUAAAUUGGAUGCCAAAGACAAGGAGCUGAGCUUCCUACAGAUCAGCACAGAGGGUAAAGUGAAGGUCUUGGAAACAGAUCUGGAGACUGCCGGAACCACAUUUAGGGUUCUCCAGGAGAGGAACAAGGAUCUUGAGGACCUUCAUCAAGAGACAAAAAUCCAAAAUGAGCAUCUUGAGGAUGAAAUGGAUAAACUGCAUGCCAUAAUCCAGGAGCUGAGAGAGGAGAUCAAGGCACUGCAGAGUUACCUGGACUCAGCAAAUGAAGAGGUUCAGGAUUUGCGGAUUAAGCUGCAGGACAAAUCCAACAUGGAGCGCUCUGUCGCUGAUGCUCAAGAGAACCUCAGUGACAUUGAGCAGAAGUUGGAGAAAUGUACUGGAGAACUGAAUGUCUGUCAGGAGGUGCUAAAGGUAAAGGAAGAGGAGCUCCAGAAAAUUCAGCAGGAGCUGCAGGACUCCCAAAAUGAUCUUGAGGAGAAAGAGAGGGAGAUGGAGCAGCAUGUGAAUGAGUUGCAGUCUUCUAGGAUUUCACUGAAAAAGCUGGAAGAGCAGAUGCAGCAGGGAGCACAGGAUCUUGAGGAGUCUCAAAUCUUGGUACGGCAGCAGGAGCAAGAGCUGGCUCGCGUGAAGGAGAUCCUGAGGAGAACCGAGGAGGAGCUGGAUCAGCGUGUGGCACUCAUGGGUGAGCGCUGCUUGGUGCUGGAGGAUGAAAGAGCCAGGACACAGGAGGAGGGUCUGCGAAGAGUACAAGAGCUCAAGGCAGAGAUCAGCUUAUUGGAGGAGAGCAGGAAGACUGAGGAGGCGGCACAUGAAAAGCUAAAGCAGGAUCACUCUUCACUGACCAAACAACUGGAGGAAGAGAAGGCUCACAGCAGCUCCCUGGCCAGCAUGCUUGAGCGCCUAAAAGAUGAGACUGAAUCUGAGAGGAGACAGCUGGGUGAGGAACUGGAGGAUGCACUUGAGGAGCUGUCAGAAAUGGAGAAGCAGGAGCAGUGCAGCGAGAAGGCCAUCCAGAAGCUCACACAGGAAAACCACAUACUGGAGCAAGAACUAAAGAAGACCUGCGCUGAGCUAGAGAGGAAUUGUGAUGAGAUGCAAGCCUUGGAAGAGGCUCAUGUGAUGGCAAUGAAGAAACUAGAAGAGGAUCAACACAACUGUCUCGCCAAGCUAGGGGACAUGUCCACUGACCUUGAGAGCACUAGACAGUCUCUGGGAAAGCAGAAAGACCAGGCUGAGGCCCAAACCCUACAGCUGGAGGAAGAAGUUAACAAACUCAACCAACAGUUGCAAGAGAACCAGCAGAAACUCCUGAACUACCAGCAAAUGCAGGAUAAACAGCGAGAGGAGUAUGCUAGGAUGCUUUUAGAACUUCAGACUAAACUGGCUCAGAGAGAGGAAGUGUUGAAGCAUGCAGCAGAGACACAAAGUAAGGAGCUGAGUCGCCUGCAGGCAGAGGUGGAGCAGGAGAGAAGAGAGAGGGAGCGGGCUCAGACCCAACUGCAGGAUGAACAGAAGAGGAGGGAGUCUGUGGAUGCCAGCAGGCUGCGGUGCCUUGUGGUGGAUCUGGAGGCAGAGGUUUCUGAGCUGCACAGGCAGGUGGGUGAGGAAAGAGCCACUGCUCAAUGUCACACUGCAGCAUGGCAGCAGGAGAGACAACGGCUACACAGACAGAUGGAGGAGGAGAGACAGGACUUCCAAAAACAAAUUGUAGAGGCACAGCUGCUGAGCAAAUGUAACGCUGAGACUGAGCACUGGAGAAACUUGUAUGAAGAGCUCUAUGCUAAAGUGAAACCGUUUCAGGAACAGCUGGACAGCUUUGCAGCAGAGAGGAACGCCUUGCUGAAUGAAAAAGGUGCCACGCAGGCUGAGCUGAACAAGUUAGCUGAUGCUUACGCCAAUCUGAUGGGCCAUCAAAACCAGCGACAGAAGAUCAGGCACAUGGUCAAACUCAAAGAGGAGAACUUGGAGCUCAAACAAGAGAUGUCUAAGCUCAGAACACAAGUUGGGAAACAGAAGCAAGAGCUGGAUCGGCUCAAGUCGUGCCAGGCGCCUCAUAGAUUCGACCCCAGCAAGGCUUUUAAACAUGAGCACAAAGAAAACCAGCAGCCAACCUCAGCUCUUACACAGGGCAACAAGAAACUGCAUUAAACUUUUUUGGAGUGACCCUGGAAGAUUUUAAGUUUAACCUGAACACUGUGACGGGAUAGUCCAGCACAUAAAUGUCUUGACUGUGUCCCUCAGAAUGUAGAUCUUAUUUAUGUAUGUUUUAUUUUGGUGUUUGCUGAUGUAAUACAGAGACAAUUAGGCUAAAGCGUUGACAACUCCCUUUCUUACCACUGAUGUAAUGUGACAAUUGAUGGAAAUAUGCUUCACUUGAGGUUUUCAGUAAUCUAGUUUUGUUCAGCACUGGGUAUGUUAAUGAAGUUCAGAGUUGGUUCACUUUUUAUUAGGGAAAAAAAAAAUGUAUACAAUGUUUAAGGAACUAUUCAGUUGGAUUUAUUCAUCUUAGUCUGGAAGUCUAUUUGUCGUGUAUUGGCAGCAUAUUUUUUUUUUUUUUUUUUUUUUUUUUAAAUUGUUAGUUUUAGUUCUUUGUUUGCUUUUUCUGUCAGUAGGGACCACAAUGUACUACAAACCCCUCAAUAUUUGAAACUGUUUGCCUUUUUAUCAAUUAUAAAAAGGUAGAAAGUUGAUUGCUUUUUUUUUUUUUU